CAACUUCGGCCUGAUAAUAUUUUAGCCCGAUGUAUUUGGAAUAAAAGCCUCAGUUGAACUCAUACUUCGAAAGUGUCGUGUACCUAGUCCCGUUUUGGAAAACAUAGAAAAAAAUCACUAAAGUUUUCAUCAAAAUUUUUUGUCGUAUUUCGUGUCUUGUGUUUCAUGUUUCGUGAAAAAAAAGUUUUUUGCUUGCAAUUUAAACGGCUGAAUCGCAAAUACGCCGCAUAACGAAAGUAAAUACGAAAUUUAUAGUAGUAACAAAAUUUGGAUCGCGCACACAUACAAGUUGAUAAGAAAUUAAGAAUUCAAAAUGAACAAACUACGUAAUGUUCUGAAGUCAGUAGUCCAGCGUCGUCUGCCCGUUUCCCAUUUGAUCCAAAUACGUACCGCCUGCGGUGGUGAAUCCAAGUCCUCCAAGGGUCUUGUGGUCGGUGUUUAUCAGAAGGAGAACGAUAAUGACCCAAAGCUAACGCCAGCUGGCGAAAAGGUCAAUGAUCGGCUGCAUGGCAAGUUGCAGGAGAUGAUUUGCCAGAGCAAAAUCACUGGCCACUUGGGCAGGGGCAAGAUAUUCAACAACAUAGAUCCAGAGUUUCGCAGUAUGGCAGUGGUUGGUGUCGGCCUCGAGGGCAUCGGCUUCAACGAACUGGAAAUGCUCGAUGAGGGCAUGGAGAAUGUACGUGUGGCGGCUGGAAUUGGAGCCCGAUCCUUGCAAGAGAUUGGCGUUUCGGAAGUCUUUGUAGAUGGCAUGGACUAUGCCGAACAGGCGGCCGAGGGCGCCGUUCUGGCCGUUUGGCGAUAUUGUGACAUGAACUCCAAGAGGAAGCCACCACACAUCCCCAAACUGGAGCUGUACGAAUCUCCGGACUAUGAAGGUUGGACCCGGGGUGUCUUCAAGGCGGAGGCUCAGAAUUUAGCUCGCAGGAUGUGUGAUACACCUGCCUGUUGCAUGACACCAACGCUUUUUGCCCAGGCCACGGUAGAUGCGCUGUGCCCCUGUGGCAUUACCGUCGAAAUCCGCACCAUGGAGUGGAUUGAACAGCAGCGUCUUCAUUCGUUCCUCAUGAUUGCCAAGGGCAGCUGUGAGCCACCGGUUCUGAUGGAGAUCACCUAUUGCGGCACCAAUCCCGAGGACAAACCCAUUUUGUUCCUGGGCAAGGGCAUUACCUUCAACUCGGGCGCCAUGAAUCUGAGGAAAUGCAGGGGAAUGGAGGAGUACAGGGCUUGCAUGUCGGGAGCUGCAUCCUGUGUGGCCAUGAUGCGUUGCGUUGCGGCACUGGCCCUGCCCAUCAAUGUCUGCUGCAUCAUCCCGCUGUGCGAGAACAUGCCAUCGGGAAUGGCCUGUAAGCCAGGCGAUGUGGUCACCCUAAUGAAUCACAAAUCGAUGGCUGUACGAAAUCUGGACAAGGCCGGAGUCGUCGUAAUGGCAGAUCCCUUGCUCUACGGACAGAGCACAUACAAGCCUCGCUUGGUAGUCGAUGUGGCCACCUUGGGUUCAGGUGUGAAGAAGGCUUUCGGCGGCGGAGCCACCGGUAUAUUCUCCAAUUCCCAUUACAUCUGGAAGCAGUUCCAGUCCGCAGGAGCUUUGACUGGCGAUCGAGUUUGGCGUUUGCCAUUGUGGAAUUAUUAUAGGAAACAAAUCACCGAUGAAAUGGGAUAUGAUUUAAGCAAUGAUGGUCGAGGACUGGCGAAUUCCUGUUUGGCGGCAGCGGUACUCCACGAAUUGGUACCCUGUGUGGAUUGGGCUCAUCUGGACACCCGGGGCACUGGACUGCUAACCAAGUAUGGACUGGUACCCUAUCUCACCGCAAAGUACAUGACAGGCAGGCCAACUCGCACUCUGGCGCAGUUUCUCUACCAAAUGGCCUGUCCCGCCAACCAAAAGUGAACUAGCAUUGAAAAUGCAGUCGGUGUAAUCCGAUCGGAUUUAAAGCCGAAUUGCUAAGAAGUGCGCAGCAGAUAAUUUUUUUGUGUAAAAGAGUCCAAUGUCAGAAUGUUUUGUUAAGAUGAUGCCUGUGUCCAAAGUUGUCAAAUUUCUUGUGAGAUGUAAAAUAUAUAGAGGUUUUAAAAAUGC
This is a messenger RNA of Drosophila melanogaster (fruit fly), 2074 nucleotides long. It is a transcript of the gene S-Lap4, whose product is annotated as Sperm-Leucylaminopeptidase 4. The transcript has a single exon. The record is from RefSeq and is marked reviewed. Gene Ontology annotation, cellular component: major mitochondrial derivative; cytoplasm; mitochondrion. Gene Ontology annotation, biological process: proteolysis; spermatid development. NCBI's taxonomy places the organism in Eukaryota, Metazoa, Arthropoda, Insecta, Diptera, Drosophilidae. Gene Ontology annotation, molecular function: metal ion binding; manganese ion binding. The coding region runs from base 314 to 1888 and encodes 524 amino acids.